GAUAGCCAUAUAAUUCUUUUUGCAUUUGGAUAAGCUUGCCUCGUGUACUUCACCCUCUCAAUCAAUCAUCCAACAAUUUAUUUAAACAACCAAGUAAAGCAACCACCUUACGGAAGUCGAUAAGACCAAAAGAAAAAAACACAAUAAUACCAAAUGAUUUAUAAUGGGGGCUGAUUUCAGUUUCUGGUUUCUGCAAGUGUUUGUACAGUAGUACUAGAGAUCAAUCAUGGUCUGGCUAACCCGAUCAAGAACUUAUCCGAUUCUUACGACAACUGUAGCUGCUCUCAGACACAGAUACAGCUCAGUGAGUCUUUUUGCACAUCUUCUUUCUGCUGAGCGUUUACCUAAAUUAUUUGAGAGAAGAUUGCCAAAGUUAAUGGUACUCGAAAAGGAUUGCUCUCUUCGGACAAUUGUGAGAUUGGAUGCUUCAAUCAGUUCCCUUGGACUUGUUCAAGAACUCACAAGUAGCAAUACACAGAAUGUAUCCAAAACUGAUGGUGGGCUGGACUUGUUUGAUGAUAUGAAAAAGAGGUUUCUGAAUUUCAAGGAACAUAAAUAUUUAAAAGAAGCAGAGAAUUUCAAAAAUCUUGCUGAAUUGCAAUCACCGAAGUUUAUGGUGAUUGCUUGUGUAGACUCUAGAGUUUGCCCAUCUAACGUCCUUGGAUUUCAACCUGGAGAAGCUUUUAUGGUUCGAAAUGUUGCAAAUAUAGUCCCCGCACUUGAGAAUAGACCAACAGAAACAACUGCUGCCCUUGAGUUUGCUGUAAAUACUCUUGAAGUUGAAAAUAUAUUUGUUAUUGGCCAUAGUAACUGUGCAGGAAUUCAAGCUCUAAUGAGUAUGAAAGACGACAAUAAAUCCAGCUUUGUUGAGAAGUGGGUUGCUACUGCCAAAAUUGCCAAGUUAAGAACAAAAACUGAUGCCGGUGGCCUUAGCUUUGAUCAACAAUGCAAACAUUGUGAGAAGGAAUCUAUCAACUGGUCGUUGCUGAACUUACUAACAUAUCCAUGGAUUGAAGAACGGGUGAAGAAAGAAACACUCUCUAUUCAUGGAGGGUACUAUGAUUUCUUAAAUUGCACAUUCGAGAAAUGGACUCUUGAUUUCAAUGGAAGCAGUGUUGGCCAUGGCGGCAGAUUCUCAACCAAAGCCACAGAAUUGUGGAGUUGACUGUUGAAGUGUUGGGUUUACUUGUAUUUGCAUCUUCCUUCAUCCCCAAUAGUUGGAUUCCACCUUUGGUCCAUUGCAAAAGACCGUACUCUGAAUUAUUUUAACCUGUAAAUAUGCCGUUACAGGGCAGUAAAUACAUAUACAAACACUACUUUAUCUUUUA
Molecule: messenger RNA, 1328 nt
Organism: Ricinus communis (castor bean)
Lineage: Eukaryota; Viridiplantae; Streptophyta; Magnoliopsida; Malpighiales; Euphorbiaceae
Product: beta carbonic anhydrase 5, chloroplastic
Exons: 10
Coding region: 227-1165 (312 amino acids)
Molecular function (GO): zinc ion binding; carbonate dehydratase activity
Source: RefSeq, a predicted model, not a curated record